AUGUCCGCAGGGGGAGAUUUUGGGAACCCACUGAGAAAAUUCAAGUUGGUCUUCCUGGGGGAGCAGAGCGUCGGGAAGACAUCUCUGAUCACACGGUUCAUGUACGACAGCUUCGACAACACAUACCAGGCAACCAUUGGGAUUGACUUCUUGUCAAAAACCAUGUACUUGGAGGAUCGUACGGUGCGACUGCAGCUCUGGGACACAGCCGGCCAGGAGAGGUUCCGCAGCCUGAUCCCCAGCUAUAUCCGGGACUCCACAGUGGCCGUGGUGGUGUACGACAUCACAAAUCUCAACUCCUUCCAGCAGACCUCUAAGUGGAUUGAUGAUGUCAGGACGGAGAGGGGCAGCGAUGUGAUCAUCAUGCUGGUGGGCAACAAGACGGACCUGGCUGACAAGAGGCAGAUAACCAUAGAGGAGGGCGAGCAGCGCGCCAAAGAACUGAGCGUCAUGUUCAUCGAGACCAGUGCGAAGACUGGCUACAACGUGAAGCAGCUCUUCCGACGUGUGGCCUCGGCUCUGCCUGGAAUGGAGAAUGUCCAGGAGAAAAGCAAAGAAGGGAUGAUUGACAUCAAGCUGGACAAGCCCCAGGAGCCCCCGGCCAGCGAGGGCGGCUGCUCCUGCUAA
This is a messenger RNA of Rangifer tarandus platyrhynchus (Svalbard reindeer), 627 nucleotides long. NCBI's taxonomy places the organism in Eukaryota, Metazoa, Chordata, Mammalia, Artiodactyla, Cervidae. The record is from the annotation of a GenBank genome assembly.